Lodderomyces pseudojiufengensis is the source of this 3045-nucleotide messenger RNA. RefSeq names its product putative Mg(2+) transporter (gene MNR2). Gene Ontology annotation, molecular function: magnesium ion transmembrane transporter activity. The transcript has a single exon. NCBI's taxonomy places the organism in Eukaryota, Fungi, Ascomycota, Pichiomycetes, Serinales, Debaryomycetaceae. Gene Ontology annotation, biological process: intracellular magnesium ion homeostasis; magnesium ion transmembrane transport. Gene Ontology annotation, cellular component: plasma membrane. The record is from RefSeq and is a predicted model, not a curated record. The coding region runs from base 1 to 3045 and encodes 1014 amino acids.
AUGGAGAGUUCUGAUAAAUUAUUAAAUGAUGAGAGUGAAUCUACUAUCAACACUUCUCAAACCUUGAAUAAUCACAUACUGUCAAAAAAAUUAAAUCAUAAAAAAUCAAAAAAGUCUAGGGUACUUAACAAUUUAAAUAACAAUACUACAACAAAUCAAGCUAAUGAUUCAAGUAGUGAUAUCAAUAAAAGUACGUCGUCAUUAGAAAGAUUAAUAAAUUCAGGUUCAUAUAUUGAUCAUAGAAAAUAUGAUGAUUUAGCACAUUUACAUUCAUCACCUGCAAGAUCAAGACGAAGAUCCAAUGGUAAUGUUUUCAAAAAAGCAAAUAAUAAUAACAAUUACCAAUCUAUACCAUCAAAUGGAGAUUCACAGGAUCUUCAACACCCAAAUGUUCAGCAUGCAUCAACUUCUCCUACUUUACCUUUAACAAAUCGAAAUUUACAACUGUUACUAAGAAAUUCUUCAACUUCAACAAAUAAAGGUUCUGAAUACAAUAACAAUCAAAACCAUGAUUUACGAACUGACAAAACGAAUGGAAAUAUGUCCCCCAACACAAUUGCAGUAGAUAUGGAUCAAUUUACAAAAGAACAAAGUCAAUUUGCAAGAUCACAAUCAUGGCAAAACCCAUUUGAAACAGAAGAUGGUGAAGCUCGUCAUAUAUAUUCGGAUAAAUUCAAUAAUAACCAAAAUCAAGAAGAACAAGAUUCAUAUUCUGUAAAUUCAUUGGAAUUUGGGGAAUCAAACCCAUCUUCAGAUCAUUCAAGUGACUCUACUUCAUUGGAUGAUGUUUGCUAUUAUAAUUAUGAUCGAGAAGAUGAAAAAAGAAACGAAUGGCCGAAUUUAGAGGUUUUGGAAGAAUUCAUAAAGGAGGAAUAUGAAGAAAUUGAAAAAGAACAACAUGAAAAAUCCAUGGACCAUCAUCAUACUGUUAAUUUCGGUAAAGAUGUAAUACAUGAUAAUCAAUCUAAUAAGUAUGCAUCUAAAGUAGGAUCACCAACUUCAACCAAAAUCAAUCCUUCAUCACCUCCAAAAGGAACUUCUCCUACAGAAAAAGAUACUAAAACUGAGAAAUAUGAAGAAGUGCUGGAGCAUGAUAGAGAAAGUUUUGAUGAAAACACACCAUUGGUUGAUAAUUAUAAAGUUAAUGAAUUAGAGUCUCUAGAUCUGUUACAUGAUUCAUUUAGAAUUAGACCAACUCCAACUCAACCAUGGGAAAAAUCAAAAGAUCAAAUACCUACUAUUCUUAAUAGAGGUCCUAGUUAUAGUAAUCAACAAAAUAGUAAUGGAAAAGAUGGUGAAUUAUGUCGAUUUACAUAUUUUAGAGAAGAUUUACCGAAAACAAUACAUUCACCAACAUUAGGAGGACUAAUUAACAAUGAAGAAUCAAAUUUAACAAUAUAUGAAAAAUUAGUUGAAUUAUUUAGACCAAAUUUAAAAAUAUCUGGUGCACCAUCGACUAGUUCACAUUCGCAUCAACACAAAAAGCAAGAAUCAUUGAGCUCAAGUAACUUACAAGCUUUGAAAAAUACAAGAGCAGGUAAUGAAACACCAUUACCUAUGACAUCUGGUGACUCUUAUAUAGCCGAUCCGUUUUGGUUAGAUGUAUUAGAUCCUACUGAAGAAGAAAUGAAAGUUAUAUCAAGAACAUUUGAUAUUCAUCCAUUAACUACUGAAGACAUUUUUUUAGGUGAAGCAAGAGAAAAGGUUGAGUUAUUUAAAUCUUAUUAUUUUAUUUGCUUUACUUCAUUUGAUGUUAUAUAUGAAAGAAGAAAACAAAGAGCAAAAGAACAAGAAAAAAAAUUCAAUAAAUUACAAGAAAUGUAUGAUAAUUUUUCAGAUAAUGGAAGUAUAUAUGGAAAUUCAGGGGCAACUUUCAAAAAUCAAUUAAAUAGAUUUUUUAAUACAAUUUUCAAAAAAAAUAGAAGAAAACCAUCAGCUUCAGUUCAUGAUAUUCAAAUGUCAACUACUGUUAAAUCAAAAACCAAAAAGAUUAGGGAAGGAGAAUUAUCACCUUUAAAUAUGUAUAUCAUAGUCUUUAAAAAUGCUGUUAUAACAUUUCAUUUUUCACCAACACCACAUCCAAUAAAUGUUAGAAGAAGAGCUAGAAUGUUAAAAGAUUAUUUGACAGUUUCAUCAGAUUGGAUAUGUUAUGCAUUAAUUGAUGACAUUACUGAUUCUUUUGCUCCAAUGAUUGAAUCUAUUGAAGUUGAAGUGAAUCUGAUAGAAGAUGCAAUUUUAAGAAUGCAUUCUGGUGAACAUGAUGAUUCAGAUGAUUCAGAUUCAGAAGAUGAAAAUGAAAGUUAUUAUCAUGCUAGUACUUUUAGACGUCAACAACCUCAUCGUCGAGAAAAACCUGGAAUGCGUCAUAAAAAAUCACAACCAGAUAAUCAUGAGAAUGUUUUCAUUUGGAGGAAAAGAUCAAAAUCAACGGUUGAUCAUAAUAAUAAAGGUUUGUUUACGGUGAAGAAAACAAAAUCAAAAUCUAGUUCAUCUUCUUCAUCGUCUUCAGAAACCGGCUCAUCAAAAAUUUUAGGUUGGAAACGGAAAGGUGAUAUGUUAAGAAGAAUAGGUGAAUGUAGAAAAAGAGUAAUGUCUGUUUUAAGAUUAUUAUCAUCAAAAGCAGAUGUUAUUAAGGGUUUCAGUAAAAGGUUUAACGAUUUAGAUUCAAACAGUUCAAAUGCAAAUUAUCAACAUCAAUCUGAAAUAGCAAUGUAUUUAGGUGAUAUUCAAGAUCAUAUAGUAACAAUGAUUCAAGCUUUAAAUCAUUAUGAAAAAUUAUUAGCAAGAUUUCAUUCAAAUUAUUUAGCUCAAAUUAAUAUUGAUAUGACUAAAGUUAAUAAUGAUACUAAUGAUGUUUUGGGUAAAAUAACAAUUUUAGGUACUAUUGUUUUACCUAUAAAUGUUGUUACUGGUUUAUGGGGAAUGAAUUGUUUAGUUCCAGGUCAAGAUUAUGAUGGAUUAGCUUGGUUUUGGUGUAUUGUUGGAGCAAUGGCUUUAUUUAGUCUUGUUGCUUAUAAUUACGCAAGGAAAGUCACAGGUUUAUAG